Messenger RNA from Passer domesticus (house sparrow), 1548 nucleotides. Its product is annotated as endonuclease domain-containing 1 protein-like. Gene Ontology annotation, molecular function: hydrolase activity; metal ion binding; nucleic acid binding. The record is from RefSeq and is a predicted model, not a curated record. NCBI's taxonomy places the organism in Eukaryota, Metazoa, Chordata, Aves, Passeriformes, Passeridae. The transcript is spliced from 2 exons. The coding region runs from base 11 to 832 and encodes 273 amino acids.
UCCUCCCACCAUGCUGGGGCUGCUGCUGCUGCAGGUGUUGGCCAGCUGCCUCUGGCUGGGACACAGCGAGGUGGUGAAGUCAUUUGCAAGUUGUCCUCAGUUCUUCUAUGCAGGGAUUCCUCCAAAUAUUGUCCUGAAUCCAAAGAAGCCAGCCUGGAUCUGUCAGCACUUCAGGAACUCGUAUCACUAUGCCACCCUGUAUGACAGAGACAGGAGAAUUCCAGUGUACUCUGCUUACAAAUACCAGCCUGGACCGGGCAAAAGACCUCAAACAUGGCUGGCUGAGCCUCAGCUAAUCAACCCAACAUAUUCCAAGGAUAUGGAUACAGAGACAUCCAUCAGUAAUCGAUACAAGAUCACUCCACAGCAAAUUGGCCAGAGUCAGGCUAUCACCCAAGACUACAAAAACCUCCAGGGUUUGGACCGUGGUCACUUGAGCCCCAGUGGUCACCGAAGUGGCAACAACAGCAAGAUGGCUACCUUCACCCUCACCAACAUAGUGCCCCAGAACAGCACACUCAACAAGGGCCAGUGGAAAGACUACGAGAACCAAACGAUGGCUCAGAGAACCCAGGGCUGUACAACAACCUAUGUGAUCAGGGGUGCUGUGCCUGGGAACACCUACAUCUCCAAUAACAGGGUUAAUGUACCCAGCCACAUCUGGUCAGCUGCCUGCUGCCAGACCAACACCACCAUGAGGACUUGGGCGGUCAUUGCUGAAAACAGCAGGAACCAGGUCCAGAACCUCACACGGGCACAACUGGAGGCCACGCUGACCCAGCUCUAUGGGAGGGGACAGGUUUCUCUGUUCCACAGUGCCUGUCCCCGCUAACAAACCUCAUAUCCUGGGUGGAAAAGGCUCAUGAGCUUUUCCCACAUGUCACAGAAUCACAGAAUGCUUUGUGUUUUAUGGCACUUCAAAGAUCAUCUUGUUCCAUCCCUUUCCCUGUGCAGUGACACCUUCCACUACAACAGGUUGCUCCAAGCCCCAUCCAACCUGGCCUUGAACACUUCCAGGAAUGGGACAGCCACAGCUUGUCUGCUCACCCUGUGACAGAGCCUCACCACCCCCUCAGUAUAGAAUUUCUCCCUAAUAUGUCAUGUAACCCUGCCAUUUGUCAGUGUGAAACAAUUCCCUCUUGUCCUGUCACUCCAUGCCCUUAUUCAAAAUCCCUCUCCAGAUCUCUUGGUGAACUUCUAAGUAGUGAAAGAAGAUCCAGCUUCUCCCCAUAGCCUUUUCUUGUUAACACCCUCAGCUGUCUCAGCCUGUCUCCAGAGGAGAGAUGUUCCAGACCUUGAAAGAUCUUUGUGGCCUCCACUGGACUCCACUCCAAUAUGUUUUUUGUCCUUCUCAUGUUGGGCACCAGAGCUGGACACAGCACUCCAGGUGCAAGGACAAGAUUCUGGACAACCUGCUCCAGAUGAUCCUCCUUGACCAAGGGAAUGGACUAGAAGAUUUUGAAUCAUCCCUCCCACACUCAACAAUUCAGUGAUUAUGUGAUCCUGAGACAUGCUCUUGUUUGCUUGCUUUUGAAACUGCACCUUGAG